AAUACCCCAUCACAGCCUUCGGCCCUUCUCCGCAGCCCCCAAAGCCUACCACUAAGGUUCCAAGCACAACACAACCUAAGCACGCACGCAGAGACCAGCACAAACAAUGGCUGAAAAGGUGGAGUCGGUGCAGUGCUUCGGGCGCAAGAAGACGGCGGUGGCGGUGACGCACUGCAAGAAAGGGCGGGGACUGAUAAAGAUCAACGGAUGUCCGAUUGAGCUGGUGGAGCCGGAGAUCCUGAGGUUCAAGGCCUACGAGCCAAUCCUGCUGCUGGGACGACACCGUUUCGCGGGCGUGGACAUGCGGAUCCGCGUGAAGGGCGGUGGACACACGUCGCAGAUCUACGCCAUCAGGCAGAGCAUCGCAAAGGCCCUGGUGGCCUUCUACCAGAAGUACGUGGACGAGCAGAGCAAGAAGGAGAUCAAGGACAUCCUUGUCCGCUAUGACCGCACCCUCCUCGUCGCUGACCCUCGCCGCUGCGAGCCCAAGAAGUUCGGUGGUCGCGGCGCCAGGGCCAGGUUCCAGAAGUCCUACCGUUGAUUUCGUAUGCUUUGCUUUUCUACGACUAUCCCUGUCUGUCUGUCUUUUUGUUUCUGAUCGUUCUUUUUGUUUUAGGGAGAUUAUGAUUAUUAUUAUUAUUAUUAUUAUUACGGUUUUGAAAUUUUGGCAUGGAUUUUGGAUUCGCUGUUAUUGAAGUAUUUGAUUUUAUUGAUAGUCUUAUAAUUCGUGAUGAA
Alnus glutinosa is the source of this 735-nucleotide messenger RNA. RefSeq names its product small ribosomal subunit protein uS9. The transcript has a single exon. The record is from RefSeq and is a predicted model, not a curated record. Lineage: Eukaryota; Viridiplantae; Streptophyta; Magnoliopsida; Fagales; Betulaceae. Gene Ontology annotation, cellular component: cytosolic small ribosomal subunit; ribosome. The coding region runs from base 107 to 541 and encodes 144 amino acids. Gene Ontology annotation, biological process: translation; maturation of SSU-rRNA from tricistronic rRNA transcript (SSU-rRNA, 5.8S rRNA, LSU-rRNA). Gene Ontology annotation, molecular function: structural constituent of ribosome; RNA binding.